CCGAUUUGACAAAACUGGUCUGCUCGAACGCGCCCUGUCUGUGUGGGCUGUCAGAUUAGCUAGAGUUUAAUCCUUUAGGUUAUGGUCAGAACGCUAGUUAUACCUGGAACAGGGCUCAAUAACCACGAGGAAACUCAGGUUUGAAAGCGAUAGAUUUUAUGAAUGAGUAGCUAAUCUAAGUAAUCCAAGCCAUUUGAUGAGAUGUCUGAAUAACGUUAGCAUUCAAAUGGCUUGAUAGCUAGUCAUUUGUCAAUUUGAUAGACAUCUAACGUCAACGUUAGUUAGCCAGCUAACAGUUAGUUAGCUUGUUUGCUCUUAACCUCUUAAAGUGGAAAAUCGUAUUUUCCACAAAAUAUUAAAGACUUUUGAUACGCGGAACAAGCAGUCCCGGUGUUGAUGGUCCACUUCAGUUUGUGAAAUUUUGACACGGACUAGCUAGCUCGUUAGCAAUCGAGCAUAGCUAGCUAACUACUGUAGCUAAUCAAAUCAGUCUUGUCGGAAAUAAAGCCAGUCUCUUCAGUCUCAACAUAACGUCAAAACAGUGUAAGCAGCUAGCUAGUGCUAGAAGCUAGCUAGCUUGGUCAUCGAGCUUGGUCCUGAGUUUUGAGGCAAGGCGAAACAAUCAUGUCUGGAAAAGACAAAGACAAGGAGAAAGCCGGAGAAAAACAAUCUACAACUGAGCGGCUCGUAAAAGCUGUGCCAUACCCUCCACAGCAGCGUCUGUCUAUGAAGGAGCUGUUUGAGGAUGGCAAGCCCAACCCAGAGACCCUCCGAACCCACCUGGUGAAGGAGGGCCGGCUGGAGGAGGAAGUGGCCCUCCGGAUCAUCAACGACGGAGCCAACAUUCUGCGACAGGAAAAAUGCAUGCUGGAGGUAGAGGCACCCAUCACAGUGUGUGGAGAUGUCCACGGACAGUUCUUUGACCUAAUGAAGCUGUUUGAAGUUGGUGGCUUGCCCAGCAACACACGCUAUCUCUUCCUCGGAGACUACGUAGACCGAGGCUACUUCAGUAUCGAAUGUGUGCUGUACCUCUGGUCACUCAAGAUCAAUCACCCGACCACACUCUUCCUCCUGCGAGGGAACCACGAGUGCCGGCACCUCACAGAGUACUUCACCUUCAAACAGGAAUGUAAGAUUAAGUACUCUGAGCGCGUGUAUGAUGCCUGCAUGGAGGCCUUUGACUGCCUGCCCCUAGCUGCUCUUCUCAACCAACAGUUCCUGUGUGUACACGGCGGUCUCUCCCCAGAAAUCAACUGCCUAGACGACAUUAGGAAAUUAGACAGGUUUAAGGAGCCUCCAGCUUUCGGCCCUAUGUGUGACCUGAUCUGGGCUGACCCAGGAGAGGACUACGGCAGUGAAAAGACAGCAGAACACUUCAACCACAACUCAGUGCGAGGCUGCUCCUACUUUUUCAGUUACCCGGCUGUAUGUGACUUUUUGAUAAAUAAUAACUUGUUGUCGGUAAUAAGAGCACACGAAGCACAGGAUGCAGGGUAUCGGAUGUACAGAAAAAGCCAGACUACAGGCUUUCCUUCAUUAAUUACAAUCUUCUCAGCACCAAAUUACCUAGAUGUGUACAACAACAAAGCUGCUGUAUUAAAGUAUGAGAACAAUGUGAUGAACAUUCGGCAGUUCAACUGCUCCCCCCACCCCUACUGGCUGCCCAACUUUAUGGACGUCUUCACGUGGUCUCUGCCCUUUGUUGGAGAGAAAGUGACAGAGAUGCUGGUGAACGUGCUGAACAUCUGCUCUGAUGAUGAACUCAUGUCGGAAGGAGACGACCUGUGUGAAGAAGACGGUGGAAUCCCAGCGGUACGCAAAGAGGUGAUCCGGAAUAAGAUCCGAGCCAUUGGGAAGAUGGCCAGAGUCUUCUCUGUUCUCAGGGAGGAGAGUGAGAGUGUGCUGACACUCAAAGGACUUACCCCGACCGGGUCGCUGCCUCUAGGAGUGUUAUCAGGCGGCAAACAGACCUUGCAGACUGCUGCCGCUGAGGCCGCGGAGGCCAAAGCCAUUCAAGGCUUCUCUCCCACAAGGAAGAUCAAGGACUUUGCAGAGGCACAGAGCCUGGACAAAGUCAACGAGAGAAUGCCCCCACGCAAGGAUGGCCAGCAGCCAGUCAACCCAAAUGCCCCCAAGAAUGGCACAGACUAAACCUGGAGAGAGACCCCCUCUCAUCCCCACCAGCCCCAGGCCAUGGCAAUGUUUCAUACACCCAAACUAUCUUUGUCUCUUUAACUCUGUCUUCUAUCUCGCUCGCUCCCUCCUUCUCACGUUCUCUCAUCUUUCUUUCUCUCUCUGUCUCAUUGAGAUUUUGCCCCCAGCUGGCCUAUACAGUUGAACAGGCACAGAACGUGGGUAGAGAAGACGGCACAGAACGUUGGUAGAGAAGACGUCACAGCACUGGGAGAAUGGUUUCAGCCACCACGCAGUAAAACCAUAUGAAUAAAUCAAACACUUAUUUUAUUUAUUCAAUUAGUUAUAUUAGGUAUAUGUCAUAGCUACAGUUUCAUAAAAUCAUACAUUUCUAAGAUGUUUAAAUGUAUAAGCAUACUGACAUUCUUAUAACAAUGGUAAAUGUCAGAGCGAAAACCAUGAAGACUAUUUUGUAAAUUUGAGUUGAAUGAGGUAGCUAUUGAAGGAGACCUUAUUAUCCGUUCUUAGUCAAUUCAAGUUUUUCUAUUUUAUGUGUUUCACAAGGGAAAAGUUGAGUGUGUCUGCUCUUAUACGUUUAUUUAAAUGAUAUUAUGAUGUGUAUUAACUGGAGAGAAAAUAAUUAUGGGAACUAGAUUUGAGACGCCAUUGCAGAAGAUUAUUUUAUACCUCCAGCAGAAGUUCAGGAAAAACACCAACUGUUUUUUGUCCAAUUUCUUUGAAACCACUGAAUGCUGUUUAGAUAUUCUGUGGGCCAAUGUGUUCCUCCUGUAUUUUAAAGUUAGGAUAAACAGGGUUUAAUCUUACAACCUUUAGUCAACCUUGAGAAACUGCCCUGGGGCAGCAGGUAGCUUAGAGAUUUAAGAUCAUUGGCCCAGUCACUGGAAGGUCGCUGGUUCAAAUCCCCAAGCCGACUAGGUGAAAAAUCUGUCUGUGCCAUUGAGCAAGGCACUUAACCCUAAUUGCUCCUGUAAGUUGCUCCUGUAAGUUGCUCAGGAUAAGAGCAUCUGCUAAAUGACAAAUGUGAAUGUACAUUUUCCAAAUGAUAUGGAAAAAAUUGUAUAUGGAAGAAUUGAUUCUAGUUUGCUACGAUUAUUGAUGUGACGUGUCAAUGGAUGGUGGUUAGUUUCUCUGGUUUUAUGUGUUCUGUAUAGUGUUUUGACAGUUGGUGUUGCUUGCAGGCUGUCACCAACCAACAUUUUUACCAGUGUGCUUAACUGUAAGCAGCUGGGGGAUUAUAUAUAUUUAGAUCAUCUUCUGCAAAACCAAAGUCUGAUUGAAAGGGGUUAUAGGCAUACAGUAUGUAUUGGUACAUCUCCAAGUGGACUUGGUGGUGGUGGCACUGCUAUUUGGUUAGCUUUCCUGGGACAUUGAGCUGAGAGUGGCCAACUGUUCUGCAGAGUGAUUUUCUGGAUGGGGAAAGAAGUCUUCAUGGUAACGAAACAUACAUACCAACCUAAUAUCAAGGAAGAACAACCAGUGUCCUCUUCUCAAGAUGGAGGGGUAAUAUUUCCCAUGGAGCAGAUGGUGAAAAACGCUCAUAUAUUGUCCCAAAAUGAACUGAAACUCCAUGUUCAUUUUAUGUUUUAGAUAAGAUUUCUGUGUUAUAAUACUACUAAUAAUAAUGACACUUCGUUUGAUUUCAUAUUGCUCUCUACACUACAGAAAGGAUGUUUUUGGGGUUUCUUGACUCCAUCUACUGUUGAUUUGAUGCAUAUGUGUUAGAUGAACGGAAGGGAAAGCUUGUCUCCAAUCAAAUGCUUUAGUUGCUAACAGUUUGAGGAAUGCUGUAGCCCGAAGAGUAGUAGAUUGAGUCAUUCUCAGUGAUGCUGUGAGGAUUGUUUUGGGUAUUUCCUUCUCUUUAUCAGCUCUCUUUAUCAUGUAUCCCACGGACUGACACAAUUCUCAGUAUCGGUGGUAGUGCAAAGUUGGGGACCAACUACAGACUCUACAUUGAUCAUGCAGUAAAAAAGAUAAGUAAUUCCUGAUGUUUCUUCUAUGUUCAUUUGAUUGAGUGUCUUGAGUUAUGGUCUUGACACCUUUUUGUCUUUAUCACCUCCAUGGCAGGAAUGAGGACUGGACACUUUUGUAACACCUGCUCUGAACCCUUUAAUGAUUGACUUCUUUAGGACUUGUGACUCGAUGAACCGGUGCUUAGAGUUUUAGCCCUAGAUUUUUUGGGGGGCUAGAACUGCUUCUCUGACACUCCUCCCGUCACAUGUAGUUAUUCUAUUGUCUUCAAUCAUUCAAGAAAAGCAUUGAGAUUUUGUUAUCCUUAUGUGAAUUUUCCCUUUUAUAAUAUAUUAUACAGCUUUAAACAAGUUGCUUUUAAUGUGCCAUGCCACUUCCUAAACAAACACCAACACCUGUGUGUGACUGGUGGGGGAGAAUGGCCAUCAGAAUGUCCUGUUCUUGUGUUCAGUGGUCAUGGAGAGAUCCUGGAGCCUGUUUCCACUCAACGUGGGGCAGGUUCAUUGAGUUGUCACUGCCUAGAUGCUUAUUUACAGCCCCUUUUUGUUAGUAAAAUAAAAAAUCAUCUCUACUGUAUUGUGGGUUCAGAAAAUGGUCAAAAGAUGCUCUUUAAAAAUGUUUUUUCCCACAUUCACGACCGCUUAAAAUGUUGGUUUGGUGUGAAGUUAGCUAGGACUUAGAGGCCCCAGAGUAGGCCUGUAUUCCUGACCUCUUGUCAGUUUCUAAAUAUUUCUCAGAGUGUACAGAAAUAUUUGUCAUUCAAAAGUCUUUAGCUGUAAAAAGGAUGAAAAUAAUCCUUUCGUCAAGUACAGUACUUGUCAUGCGAGGCCAUGAAAUCUUAAUCUAUGUAGAUGAAUCGCUUGAAAAAUAAAAUGUAAAUACUAAGCGUU
Salvelinus sp. IW2-2015 is the source of this 5012-nucleotide messenger RNA. RefSeq names its product serine/threonine-protein phosphatase 2B catalytic subunit gamma isoform. Lineage: Eukaryota; Metazoa; Chordata; Actinopteri; Salmoniformes; Salmonidae. Gene Ontology annotation, biological process: calcineurin-mediated signaling. Gene Ontology annotation, molecular function: calmodulin binding; calmodulin-dependent protein phosphatase activity. The record is from RefSeq and is a predicted model, not a curated record. Gene Ontology annotation, cellular component: calcineurin complex; cytoplasm.